AGGAGAGCUAAUUCGCUGAGUUGCAGUUCUAUCAACAUUUGUGUACUACCUUUCAGCACCGUCAAAGUGGCCCGUGCAAACGGGUGGUGAAUUUCACGCCUUUCUGUUGUGUUUCGGGUCGACGAAGGGCAGUUUUAUCCUUGUGCACAGGAGCUGUGCGGGAGGCUUUAAUGUAUGCCGGAGUAAAUGGAACCUGUCACCAUGGGCUUCAGGUCAGCAUUUUGUGGGCUGAAGUGAGCUGGGCACCCCUGCGUGUAUAACACCACAUCUGGGCCUUCCGGCUGCCCACCUCUCCCAAAGGGGCCAUGGCAGGUUUCAAGCGAGGCUAUGAUGGCAAGAUCGCCGGACUAUACGACUUGGACAAGACGCUGGGGCGCGGCCACUUCGCCGUGGUCAAGCUGGCGCGCCACGUCUUCACCGGCGAGAAGGUGGCGGUCAAAGUCAUCGACAAGACCAAGCUGGACACGGUUGCCACGGGACACCUUUUCCAGGAGGUGCGCUGCAUGAAGCUGGUGCAACACCCCAACAUUGUGCGCCUGUACGAGGUGAUCGACACACAGACCAAGCUCUACCUGAUCCUGGAGCUGGGCGACGGCGGCGACAUGUUCGACUACAUCAUGCGGCACGAGGAGGGCCUGAACGAGGAGCUGGCCAAGAAGUACUUUGCUCAGAUCGUGCACGCCAUCUCCUACUGCCACCGGCUGCAUGUUGUGCAUCGUGACCUGAAGCCGGAGAACGUGGUCUUCUUCGAGAAGCAAGGCCUUGUCAAGCUCACCGACUUUGGCUUCAGCAACAAGUUCCAGCCGGGCAAGAAACUGACCACCAGCUGCGGCUCGCUGGCCUACUCUGCCCCGGAGAUCCUGCUGGGGGACGAGUACGACGCCCCUGCUGUCGAUAUCUGGAGCCUGGGCGUGAUCCUCUUCAUGCUAGUGUGCGGACAGCCGCCUUUCCAGGAGGCUAACGACAGCGAGACCCUCACCAUGAUCAUGGACUGCAAGUACACCGUGCCCACACAUGUCUCCAAUGACUGCAAGGACCUCAUAAACCGUAUGCUCCAGAGGGAUCCAAAGCGGCGGGCGUCCCUGGAGGAGAUCGAGGGCCACCCGUGGCUGCAGGGGGUGGACCCAUCUCCGGCCACCAAGUACAGCACGCCACUCGUCUCCCACAAGAACCUCUCGGAGGAGGAGCACAACAGCAUCAUCCAGCGCAUGGUGCUUGGGGACAUCGCAGACAGAGAAGCCAUCGUGGAGGCCCUGGAGACCAACAAGUACAACCACAUCACGGCCACCUACUACCUGCUGGCAGAGCGCAUCCUGCGGGAGAAACAGGAGAAGGAGGUGCAGCCGCGCUCCUCCAGCCCCAGCAACAUCAAGGCCCAGUUCAGGCAGUCAUGGCCGACCAAGAUCGACAUGCAUCAGGACAUCGAGGACAGCCUGGCUUCCUCCUCCAUCUCCCACGCGGGCGGCCCGCAGUCGCCAGCACGCAGCGCCGAGAACCUGCUGAACGGACACCGGAGCAAAGGGCUGCUGGAUCUGGGUCGCCGCGACGACGCCGGGAGCAGCAGUAGCGGUGUCGGUGUCGGUGGCGGCAGCAGUGGCAGCGAAGCAUCAGGUAGCGGCUGCUCCUCUUCCUCCGCCGCAGCCUUGUCGUCCGCUUCAUCCAACACCCUCCUCAAGCCAGGCGGCCUGCUGAGCUGCCCAGCCUCCACCUCAACCAAGCAGCGCGCCACCUGCCUCUUCCGGGUGGAGGAGGACGAGGAGGAAGGGGAGGACGAGCAGGAGGCGUCUCCACUGGCCACCGCCCAGCAGCAGCAGCAGCAGGUGGUGCUGCGCCGCAAGCCGGCCUCCUCCAUCACCAACCGCCUGACGUCGCGCAAGAGCGCGCCGGUCCUCAACCAGAUCUUCGAGGAGGAGGGCGAGUCGGAUGACGACUUUGACAUGGACGAGAGCCUGCCGCCCAAGCUGAGCCGGCUCAAGAUGAACAUGGCGGCGGCGGCCGGUGGCUCGGGUGGCGGCGGCUCGGCGGCGUCUUCAGGGUCUUCAGGGUCACCGGGCGCCACGCAGAAGCAGCGCUACCACCGCCGCAAGAGCCAGGGCCGCGGCUCCAGCUGCUCCAGCUCGGAGACCAGCGACGACGACUCUGAGAGCCACCGCCGACGCCUGGACAAGGACUCCGGCUUCACCUACAGCUGGAACCGCCGGGACAGCAGCGAAGGCCCGCCGGGGAACUCGGGAGGAAACGGCGGCAGCAGCGGCGGAGGACAGAGCAAACCGCCGGGGGAGGGCAACUCAGGACCCGACCGAGGCAGCCCCCCUGGUGGGGGUGGGGGUGGGGGUGGUGGUGGUAGUGGAGGCAGUGGUGGCGGCGGUGGUGGCACUAAAGGACAAGGCAGCAGCCCCUCCAGCUGUUCCAGUGGCAGUGCCAACCGUUCAUCGGGGGGCUCCUCGUCACGCAAGGCAUCGACGAGGAGCGGAGGUGGGGAGCUGGUGGAGAGCUUGAAACUCAUGAGUCUGUGCCUGAGUUCGCAGUUCCAGCAGCGAGGCGGUCGUAGUAGUGGUGGUGGCGGUGGGGGUGGUGGAGGAGGGGGCACACGCUUCAUCAUAGACCCUCAGAGCCUGUCCAGCAUCAAGGUGCAGGAGAAGUCGGCCUGGAAGAUGUGCAUGGGCUCCUCCACCUCCUCAUCCACCGGGAGCCUGGACCAGGUGGGGCUCCCCACCAGCGCGCUGGGGGUCGGGGGAGGGGGGAUGCCGGGACUCGGCAGGGCUACCACCAUGACGGACACGCACCACCACCACCACCACCACCACCACCACAACAACGGCACCACAGACCAAAUGGCCUCUGUGCUGAUGAUGAGCGAACUGGGCUGCUUGACUAAGGAGAGCAAGCUGAAUCUGAAGAACAACGUGCUCCAGCUACCUCUGUGCGAAAAGACCAUCUCUGUGAACAUCCAGCGGAGCCCGCGAGACGGCCUGCUCUGCACCUCCGCCCCGGCCAGUUGCUGCCAGGUCAUCUGAGCAGGACUGUGCUUCCCGAAAACACCUCAGUGACAGCACUGAAGCCCAAGUACUGCUCAAGUAUGAGAUGACUCAUUAGCAAUGCUGCCCUGCAAAGGCAAAGUACAGUAACCACAGGUUUUGUCAAAAUUGAAUUUAGACUGAAAAUGGUCUUCAUUACACCUCCUUUAUCUUGUGACGAAGCCUUUUAGUCCAAAUGACAUCCCGUUUUAGAGAUAUUGCAAUGUCAAAUAUGUUGUAAGUACUAUAUCCAACCUAACACCAAGGCUUUGAAGCCAUUUUUCUCAGUUUCAUUGUUGGCGUAGUUACUGCACUUCGCCUUUGUUGGGCAAAAUGUAUCAGGAAUAGCCAUCAUACACAUAAACUACCUGGAGUACUUUUCCUCACACAUGCAGGGAAAUUGUUUUCACAUAGUGCAUGUGCAAGGAAUAGUAGUGUAGGUUUGAUGAACUAUUGCGGAUAUAUUGACAAGGGGGGACCCUCAUACUUGCGUAGUAGUUUUAAGCCUUAGUAGUACUGAAGUGUUUUGGGGAAACUCAGGCCUGAGUUGAUCUGAUCUGAGGGCAGUAGGUGGCUCUGGUGGGCAGUUGACUCUAUCUAACCCUUCACUAAAGCAGGAAAAAAGGAGCAUUCAGGUUGAAAAUCACAGUUGAAAAUGUUUAGGAAACCAACUGGUUUUGUAUGGAAAUCGGGUCACUUUUCCUUGUCUCUACCAUUCCUCUUCUGUAAUGGUCAGUAGUGUUGGUUUGAACUGGUCUCCUCUACUGCUUUAAACUGUUUUUGUUUUUUUUUUAACCAGAAACUAGUUAAGAUCCAGUAGCUCUUAUGGUUCUUUUUGAUCCUAUUGGUAUUACCUGCUCUUUCUAGUAACCAAUAGAGCCCAUUUCAAGACCAGUAGGUAGAGUAGAGACCAGAACAAGUGUUCCAAUUCUCCGUAAAGUAAAACCAUUUGAUUUAUUUCUACCUGUUUUCAACUUUAACUUUUCACCUGGAGUUUUGCUGUUUCUUUCCCCUGCGAGGGGAAAAUGCAGAGUGCACCCCCCACUCCCCACGGCUGGCAGGUCAUGUGAUCUGAUCUGAAGUCAGGAGACGAGUGGCUCUGGGGACAGCUGGCUGGCUGGCUGGCACCACCAAUGACUUGUACCUUCUAUGGGGACACAACAUCAUGGGUCAACGGAUUUUGAAGUUGUUUUGCAACUAAAAAAACAUGGGAUUUGUCUCGAUUUGGACGUUGACAAUCAGAAACUUCCACUAGAUGAUAAAGGGUGUUUCAUGUACAUAUUCAUAUACAUGUUCAUAUACAGAGUGGGUGUUUCUGAUCAGCAAUUGUGCAAAGAGAAAGUCCUGUUUUUAUGAUGCAGAUCCACGGCUGAAAAUCCUUCAAGUGUGAUUAGAAGGGAACCUUAGGUCCAUUCUAAUGUCCCAUCCUUGGGCACCUUCUGACCCCCUGGCUGUAGCAGCUGUAGUGUAGCCACCCUCCUCUCGGCACUCCUUCACUAGUCGGGUGAGAUUCCUCCUCCUCUUUUUACACCUCCUUCUGCCCACCCUCAACCUGUACUUGCCUUCUGCGUGGUCUUAAAGCCUUCCUCUGCUGACUUAUUUAUUUCAUUUCUUUCUUUGUGUCCUGACUGACACCUGUUUAAGGUGCAUGCUGCUAGCUUUGUGUAUUUUCUUCUUCCUAUUUCAUUUGUUCUCCUUAAAGUCCCCCCCCCCACAAUUGUCUUUGUACUGGCCCUUUUGGCUUCACUAAAAUGAAAAGCUCUUAUAGAAGAAAUUCCAAGGGGUUGAAAGUGUUGAGACAAACUUGCGUAAAAAUGUUUAUUUUCAAAAUUGUAGCCAAGCGGGAGGAUGCGUUACACAGCUAAACAUCUGGCCUGAGUGGCACCAUAUGGCUAAUUGGGCAAGCACUUACAUGACUCAAAAGAUCUAACUUAAUCAAAUCCUAAAUAUGAGUGGCAUAGAUUGUAAACUGCAGAAUGUAAAUAUCUCUUUUCAAAACCCGAAGCUGCAAUUAGCUGAGGAGCAAUACUGACAAUAGAGAGGCCUUCACAGUAUAUUUUUUUCUCCAUUUUACCCACCAAUUCAAUCACAGGCUCAAUAAAGUCUUAAAAUAGACGACCAAAAUGGGACAGAAAUAUGUGAAUCCGUGGAGAACAUAUUGUUUGUGUAUUUUAAACGAUUGUCUUUUUAUUCUUAUUUUUGACUGGGGGGAUGAAUCUGAUGUUUUAGAAAGUGCUUUUAGUCAUAGACAAUCUGUUUCUGUUCAUAAUCUUUUUUUAAAGCAAUAUUUUAAAUUAAAGAUGUUUUUAAAUUUGCAAUUCAGCUGUAUAAAUAAUCCUUUAUGUUCAGGUUAGCGCUCAAGACAAUAAUUUAAUUCCCAAUGGAAGAGUGUGGAUUUUGAAAAAGAAAGUUCUUCCAUCUAAUUUCGUUGUAUACGUCCUAAUAUUAACAGGACCCCUCCUAGGUCUGUUUGGCAUCUGUGCUUUACUACUGUACGAUUGAAUGCAGGAGUCUUGAUGGGAAAACAUAUUAUUCAUCACUGCCCGCAUGGAAAAUGGCCAUUUUGUAUCUGAAAAAAAAAAAGAAACACUCGAUCGGGGUUGACACUGCUGGUCUUGCAGUGUUUUUUUUUUUUUUGCGCUUCUCUAAUGGUGCAACACCACCACCACCACCACCACAAGGACAUCACAGGAACAGAGAGACACUGAAGGAGUGCUUUGUCUGGCCUUACCUACCCCUUAUUUCAGGUCUAACAGGUGUUUGUGUGUGUGUGUGUGCCUGCUUGCGUGUGUGUGUGCGCGUGCGUGCGUGCGUUUGUGCGUGUGCCACACAUGCAUGACAUGACACCAACAGGACGGUGCGUGCAGCCUCGUAGCCAUAGAGCUGAGGCUGAUGUUUUGGUGCGUCUCCACUUUACUGUCGGUGCUCUCUCUUCUUGACAUGUUCUUUUGUUUCAUGUCCUCCGCUUGACCUCUUGCUUUAGUCCCUGAGACGAGUGCUCGCCAGCUAGUUGGAGAGGAAGGGAGGGGGUGUAAUUGGGAGUCGGAGUGUAUGUGUAAAUGAAUCGAUGAAUGUGUGUGUGUGUGUGUGUGUGUGUUUGUGUCUCUAAAUGUGUGUGUGCGUGUUUGUGUACAUAUGUUUUUCAGAUAUUUUAUUUUUGGAAAGGACUGCUGUUUUUAAAAAAAAAAAUGCUUUGUGACAGUGGGAACUGGAUUGUGGUGGAAGGCCUGACUGGUAUGGGUGAUAACCCAAAGAGGCCCGAGGCCUCUCAGUCCAGAGAUGUAGUGUAAAGACCUUUUAACACCAGGUGACUUGCACGUCUAAAGCCAACCCCAGGGGGGUAUACUAAGAGCAUGGUUAAGUGAUAAGCCAGGCUUGGUUAAGCUAUUGGAAAUGGUAUAUCUGUUAAUGGAUGUACCUGCAGGCAUCAUUACAUUAACAAAACGAGGACUCCAGGCUUUUCUGUUUGAUGAUUUACCUCUACCACAAGGUUAACUACUUAACCAGCUUAUUAGUAUAACCCCGUGGUGACUUGCACUUCUAAAGCCUGCACACUUUAAACUUGUCAGGCUAAUGAACAAGAGCAAUCUAGUUGGGUGCAGGGGGUGAGAAAAAAAAUCCUGAAAUCUAUUUAAAAGGGCAUUGGCAAUAAGCUAUGAGUUGCAGCUAUAUGUAAAUAAACGUUUUGUUUUUUGUUUUUAUAUUUCCAAACAUGUACACAUGUACAGCCUUGGGAUGGCUGACUUGACUGUAACAGAAAAAAAGGAUUUAUCAUGAGGUUUUUUCCCCCUUCUCUCUGUCUCUUCUGAUCUGAAAAGUAAAUAUACUGUAAAUAUAGUUGUAUAUAUGGUGCUCUGUAUUUAGAAUCAGAAGUCUUUGCCAUUUUGGUUUGUAGCUGUAAAAGAAUACCCUUAUUAGUUGAGUGUCUGAAACGGAGGUGAGAAAAAUACAGAAGAAAAAAAGAGGAGAUUCCUCAUUGCUGUAUCCCCAUAUGUCAGUCGCUGCCCCUGUCCUGGCCUGAUUAUAUACAGGUGGAUGACGUGCAUGUGUUUGUUAGUUUAAUAUUAUUGAUCCACAUACAGACAGGAAGGUUUUCUUUUUUUAUGAAAAGAAGAGAAAAAACACCACUAAAAAUGUUACUGGACCAAAACAUGUACUAGCAUAAAUGGAUACAAACUGAAAAAGCAAAAAUAAUUUCAAUGUUCAAAAUGUUGUCCUCAGAGGUAACAUAUAGUUAUGGUAAUGUCGGAAAAAAUAAAUGUUGUGGAAGAUGUCA
Messenger RNA from Engraulis encrasicolus (European anchovy), 7293 nucleotides. It is a transcript of the gene snrka, whose product is annotated as SNF related kinase a. Gene Ontology annotation, biological process: intracellular signal transduction; protein phosphorylation. Gene Ontology annotation, molecular function: protein serine/threonine kinase activity; ATP binding. Lineage: Eukaryota; Metazoa; Chordata; Actinopteri; Clupeiformes; Engraulidae. The coding region runs from base 306 to 3017 and encodes 903 amino acids. The record is from RefSeq and is a predicted model, not a curated record. Gene Ontology annotation, cellular component: cytoplasm. The transcript is spliced from 7 exons.